AUGAAGAACAUACUACCGAUUCUGACGUUCGGGUGCGAGAAGGCUCUGUUCAACCAGCCAGCGUCUGUGAAUUGGAAAGUGGUCGUGUCGUUACUGAUGACUCUGGCUGGCACCGUGCUGUACGGUUAUUCUGACAUCUCUGCCACAAAUUUAGGCAAGGUGUUGAUCCUCCUGAACAGCCUCUUCACCAUCACGGACCGGCUCGUGCAGAGCUAUUUGCUUAAGGGGCACGCGGAUUUCAGCAUGAGCAUAGCUCUAUGUAUGCUGGUAAACAACUCUUUAGGCAUUUUCCCCCUAUUCGCCAUUGCGCUGGUCAACGGUGAGCUUUCUCAAUGGAGCCACUCCCUCUUAUCUGCUGACAAGACCACUUGGUUCCUGGUGUUGAUGUCUGGGAUGUGCGGGGCGUCACUGGGUUAUGUGGGUCUUCGUACACAGCAGCUGUUUUCGGGCACCUCGGUACUCAUGCUGCAGAACUUUAACAAGAUACUUAUCAUCUCAAUUGGCGUAGGUUUGUUUCAUGAGCACCUCACGCCUAUGUCGCUCCUGGGCUGCGCCGUGUCCCUCCUGGGCUGCUUCACCUACGGCUACGUGCGCCUGCCCUCCGAGGCUUCGUCCAAGGGCUAG
This is a messenger RNA of Prorocentrum cordatum, 624 nucleotides long. The record is from the annotation of a GenBank genome assembly. NCBI's taxonomy places the organism in Eukaryota, Dinophyceae, Prorocentrales, Prorocentraceae.